Molecule: messenger RNA, 1739 nt
Organism: Tripterygium wilfordii
Lineage: Eukaryota; Viridiplantae; Streptophyta; Magnoliopsida; Celastrales; Celastraceae
Product: TLC domain-containing protein 4-A-like
Exons: 9
Coding region: 565-1392 (275 amino acids)
Biological process (GO): lipid homeostasis
Cellular component (GO): membrane; endoplasmic reticulum
Source: RefSeq, a predicted model, not a curated record
CACACGGCACACGGCACACGUAAUGCACUGCUCUCUCACUAACACUCUCUCUCCCCCUUACUGUAUUCAGUUACAGAUUCCUAUCUAGCCGUGUAUUUCAUGAUGCUUACGUUUCGAUUAACUUCUCUAUUGGUGUCUCCUUAAAUACCCCUUCGGUCAUUGUCAGUUUUCUAUUGAUUCUCAACCUUCGCUGUAUCUGGUUUUUAUUGAUUGGAUUUACCUUAUUUGCUCCGAAUACCCAAAUCGAGUAAUUGUAUUGAUUGCGGUUCUAUAUCUCCUUAUUAAGUGUUCUCCAUUACUCCUAAUCCUAAAUACCCACUAGCUAUUUGCUCUUGAUUUGGGGAUUUAGAGUGGUGCAUUUUGCAUCCAUUUGCGCGUAUUCACCUCUGCUUUCCCGGAGAACCGGUCAGUCGUUGCCCUUGUUUAGAGGGGUUUUUGUGAUUUCUGUGUCACGAUGUGGGCAUUGACGCUUAAGGCUAUGGAAAGAGCAAAAUGAAGAGGUGAAAAGAGGAGUACUGAACGAAAAUUGAGAUAUGCUGUUUGUGGUGUAACAAUUACAUUAGGAUGUCAGUUCCCCAAAAGACUGUUGUGGCUUUCAAGUCUUACCAAAAUCAGGCUGAGGUGCUGGUUAAGAAAUACUUAUUUGCAGAUCCUUUCAUUCCAUACACUUCAAUCCUUGGUGGCUUACUUGCUUGCAAAGUGGUCUAUGAUCUCACACAGUUAAUCAGCACAUUCUACUUCAAGACUUAUUCUAGUCUCACAAAAAUCCAGCGAAUUGAGUGGAACAAUCGUGGUAUAUCUACAGCUCACGCGAUUUUCAUUACAACCAUGUCCUUGUACUUCGUGUUCUGGUCAGAUCUCUUUUCUGACAGACAGCAUUUUGGUCUUGUUACCUUCCGAAGUUCACCUCUCUCGGCUUUUGGCUUGGGGGUUUCGGUGGGGUACUUCUUUGCAGAUCUUGGAGUGAUUUUUUGGCUAUAUCCUUCCUUGGGUGGAAUGGAGUAUGUCAUCCAUCACUCUCUUUCCGGAAUAUCUGUAGCAUAUUCUAUGUUUUCUGGAGAAGGGCAGCUUUACACAUAUAUGGUCCUCAUCUCUGAGGUGACAACCCCAGUGAUAAAUAUGAGAUGGUAUCUUGAUACUGCUGGUAUGAAGAGGUCCAAUGCAUAUCUCAUUAAUGGUGUUUUGAUAUUUUUUCUUUGGCUGAUUGCAAGAAUCCUGCUCUUCCUUUACUUGUUUAACCAUGUCUACCGGCACUAUGAUCAGGUCAUGCAGUUGCACAUCAUGGGUUAUCUCUUGGUUUUUGUGGUUCCUACAGCACUAGCUAUUCUGAACUUAAUGUGGUUUGGGAGGAUUUUGAAGGGCUUAAAGAAAACACUGGCGAAGAAGCAGUGAUGCACAUGAAACAGACAAGGUGGCAAUUAACAUUUCCCUCUAAUACUGGAUACAAGUUUCCAUUUCAUCCUCCCCUUCCGCUCACUCUAUAAACAAUAGAAUGACAAAAAGAAGAAACUGUCAGUGAUAUGAUUUGUAGAGGAAUCUGCUGAUGUAUAUGAUCCACUUAACUCGAAAUUUCAGCAUCAAAUUUUAUCCUACUCUUGCACAGAGUUUCUUACAAUCAUAUAAAAGGUACUCUCUCUGUGGGCUUGUGUUCAUUUUAUGUUCUGGUGAUUUCUGCAGUGGAUAUGGUGUCCGAUUAGAAUAUAUGUCAAGGUGGGGCAGUCAUAUUUGAUGCCAUAAAA